CACGGGCGGAAUAGUGGAAAGAGCAGGGAGAGUACUGCGGCAGCUGGCGGUGUAGCGGAGGGAGACAAAAUCCCCAAAACCCUAUGCGGUGCGGCUGCUUAGUUUUUCCGGCUUCACUGCAAAUCUCACAGACCGGCGAAAGAGAUCUACAUCCUCGCUUGAUGUACCGCCUGUGAUUAUUUGAAUAAAAUAGACAUGUUUUUAAAUGCAAUCUCUUAAAUGGUUUGAAUGGGGAAGAUAUAGUCUUUUUAAUAUUGUAUCGCCUGUAAUUCUCACAGACGAAAUCUAAGAUAAUCACUUUAUUUUUAUAUCAUAACUAGAUAUCCAACUGUCAACUUCGUUCGUAAGUUGCAGCUGAGUGAAAAUAGCUUUGAAAACCCUUCAGAAGGCAGUAUCAGUCUUGAUUAUUGCUGUAAAGAUUUAAAUUCUUAUAAGAAUUUCAACCUCAAGCGAGUGACACCUUUGAAGCGUUUCAUCACCUGAAGAGAACCAACUGAUUACGCCAACAUGGGGUAUGGACGGUCAGACAGUUACCGCGUGGCCACCACGCAAGACAAGGAUGACAAGGACUCUCCCAAGAAGAAGAACAAGGCUAAAGACCUUGAUGAGCUGAAGAAAGAAGUACCACUGACGGAGCACAAGAUGUCCGUGGAAGAAGUCUGCCGGAAAUUCAACACCGACAUCGUCCAGGGUCUGACCAACGCCAAGGCGGCCGAGUAUCUGAUCCGGGACGGACCCAACGCCCUCACCCCCCCUCCCACCACGCCGGAGUGGGUCAAGUUCUGUCGCCAGCUGUUCGGAGGUUUCUCCAUCCUGCUGUGGCUCGGAGCCAUCCUCUGCUUCCUGGCCUACGCCAUCCAGGCCGCCACCGAGGACGAUCCCGCCGGGGACAACCUGUAUCUGGGCAUCGUGCUGUCGGCUGUGGUCAUCAUCACCGGCUGCUUCUCCUACUUCCAGGAGGCCAAGAGCUCCAAGAUCAUGGAGUCUUUUAAGAACAUGGUGCCCCAGCAAGCCCUGGUGAUCCGGGAGGGGGAGAAGAUGCAGAUCAACGCUGAGGAGGUGGUGGGCGGAGACCUGGUGGAGGUGAAGGGUGGAGACAGAAUCCCCGCUGACCUCCGCAUCGUCUCCUCUCACGGCUGCAAGGUGGAUAACUCCUCUUUGACUGGCGAAUCGGAGCCCCAGACUCGGUCACCUGACUGCACCCAUGACAACCCCCUGGAGACUCGCAACAUAGCUUUCUUCUCCACCAACUGUGUAGAAGGCACGGCGCGCGGCAUCGUGGUCUGCACUGGCGACCGCACGGUGAUGGGCCGCAUCGCCACCCUGACGUCGGGCCUGGAGACGGGCAAGACCCCCAUCGCCAAGGAGAUCGAGCACUUCAUCCACCUGAUCACGGGCGUGGCCGUCUUCCUGGGCAUCACCUUCUUCAUCCUGUCCAUCGUGCUUGGCUACUCCUGGCUGGAGGCCGUCAUCUUCCUCAUUGGCAUCAUCGUGGCCAACGUGCCGGAGGGGCUCCUGGCCACCGUCACCGUGUGUCUGACCCUGACGGCCAAGCGCAUGGCCAAGAAGAACUGCCUGGUGAAGAACCUGGAGGCCGUGGAGACCCUGGGCUCCACCUCCACCAUCUGCUCCGACAAGACCGGGACGCUGACCCAGAACCGCAUGACCGUGGCCCACAUGUGGUUCGACAACCAGAUCCACGAGGCCGACACCACCGAGGACCAGUCCGGCACCUCCUUCGACAAGAGCUCGGUCACGUGGGUGUCGCUGGCGCGCGUGGCCUCCCUCUGCAACCGGGCGGUGUUCAAGGCGGGCCAGGAGAACCUGCCCAUCCUGAAGCGGGACGUGGCGGGCGACGCCUCCGAGUCGGCCCUGCUCAAGUGCAUCGAGCUCUCCUGCGGCUCCGUCCGGCUCAUGCGCGACAAGAACAAGAAGGUGGCCGAGAUCCCCUUCAACUCCACCAACAAGUACCAGCUUUCUGUGCAUGAGACUGAGGACCCCAACGACAACCGCUACCUGCUGGUGAUGAAGGGCGCCCCCGAGCGCAUCCUGGACCGCUGCUCCACCAUCAUGAUCCAGGGCAAGGAGCAGCCCAUGGACGAGGAGCUGAAGGAGGCCUUCCAGAACGCCUACCUGGAGCUGGGAGGACUGGGGGAGAGGGUGCUGGGGUUCUGUCACCUGCUCAUGCCGGAGGACCAGUACCCCAAGGGCUUCGCCUUCGACUGCGACGACGUCAACUUCCAGACGGACAACCUGUGCUUCGUGGGCCUGAUGUCCAUGAUCGACCCGCCCCGCGCCGCCGUGCCCGACGCCGUCGGCAAGUGCCGCUCCGCCGGGAUCAAGGUCAUCAUGGUGACCGGCGACCACCCCAUCACCGCCAAGGCCAUCGCCAAGGGCGUCGGCAUCAUCUCCGAGGGCAACGAGACCGUGGAGGACAUCGCCGCUCGGCUCAAUAUUCCCGUCAGCCAGGUCAACCCCAGGGAUGCCAAGGCCUGUGUGAUCCAUGGCACAGACCUGAAGGACCUGUCCCAGGAUCAGAUAGACGAUAUUCUGAGGAACCACACUGAGAUCGUCUUCGCCAGGACCUCCCCCCAGCAGAAACUCAUCAUAGUGGAGGGCUGCCAGAGACAGGGUGCCAUUGUGGCCGUGACAGGGGACGGCGUGAACGACUCUCCCGCCCUCAAGAAGGCCGACAUCGGCGUCGCCAUGGGGAUCUCCGGCUCCGACGUCUCCAAGCAGGCCGCCGACAUGAUCCUGCUGGACGACAACUUCGCCUCCAUCGUCACCGGCGUGGAAGAGGGCCGCUUGAUCUUCGACAACCUGAAGAAGUCCAUCGCCUACACCCUGACCAGCAACAUCCCAGAGAUCACGCCCUUCCUCCUCUUCAUCAUCAUCAACAUCCCGCUGCCACUGGGCACCAUCACCAUCCUGUGUAUUGACCUGGGCACUGACAUGGUGCCAGCUAUCUCCCUGGCCUAUGAAGCGGCUGAGAGUGACAUCAUGAAGAGGCAGCCCAGGAAUCCCCGCGUGGACAAACUGGUGAACGAAAGACUGAUCAGCAUCGCCUACGGACAGAUCGGCAUGAUCCAGGCUCUUGGCGGUUUCUUCAGCUACUUUGUCAUCUUGGCAGAAAAUGGCUUCCUCCCCUCAAUACUAGUGGGAAUCCGGCUCAACUGGGACGACCGAGCUACCAAUGACCUGGAGGACAGCUAUGGGCAGCAGUGGACGUACGAGCAGAGGAAGAUCGUGGAGUUCACCUGCCACACGGCCUUCUUCGUCAGCAUCGUGGUGGUGCAGUGGGCCGACGUCAUCGUCUGCAAGACCAGGCGCAACUCCGUCUUCCAGCAGGGCAUGAAGAACAAGAUCCUAAUCUUCGGGCUGUUUGAGGAGACGGCUCUGGCUGCUUUCCUGUCCUACUGUCCAGGCAUGGACGUGGCCCUCAGGAUGUAUCCACUAAAGUGAGUACUGUCCCACACCUUUCUGUCCCAAAUCUCGCACACACCUCCAGCAACCAGCGCAAAUGGCCGUUUCUGUCCCAAAUCUCGCACACACCUGCGGCAGCCAAUGAAAACGGCCGUUGCUGUUCCGAAUCUUGCACACACCCACAGGGGCCAAUGAAAAUGGCCGUUUCUGCAAGUAAACUCACACUUUGC
Molecule: messenger RNA, 3653 nt
Organism: Anguilla rostrata (American eel)
Lineage: Eukaryota; Metazoa; Chordata; Actinopteri; Anguilliformes; Anguillidae
Gene: atp1a3b
Product: ATPase Na+/K+ transporting subunit alpha 3b
Exons: 19
Coding region: 508-3462 (984 amino acids)
Biological process (GO): intracellular sodium ion homeostasis; intracellular potassium ion homeostasis; potassium ion import across plasma membrane
Cellular component (GO): plasma membrane
Molecular function (GO): ATP hydrolysis activity; P-type sodium:potassium-exchanging transporter activity; ATP binding
Source: RefSeq, a predicted model, not a curated record